CGCUCCGCGCGCCUCCUCACUGGCUGCGUCUCGCGGCCUGCGGGUCAAUGGCGUUCGUGGCGGGAAAGUUGGGUCUGUGGGGCUCCCGGCUUCCGUGGGCAUGUGUAGUGACUUCCACAGGGCUGAGUCCGGGACCGAGCUUCUUGCCCGCCUUGAAGGUAGAAGUUCCUUGAAAGAAAUAGAACCAAAUUUAUUUGCUGAUGAAGAUUCACCUGUGCAUGGUGAUAUUCUUGAAUUUCAUGGUCCAGAAGGAACAGGAAAAACAGAAAUGCUCUAUCAUUUAACAGCACGGUGUAUACUUCCAAGGUCAGACGGUGGAUUGGAAUUAGAAGUCUUAUUUAUUGAUACAGACUACCACUUUGACAUGCUCCGGCUCGUGACAGUUCUUGAGCAUAGGCUGUCGCAGAGCUCUGAAGAAAUGAUCAAGCGCUGCCUUGGAAGGCUGUUUCUGGUGUACUGCAGCAGCAGUACCCAGCUCCUGCUCACCCUCUAUUCACUAGAAGCCAUGUUCUGUAGCCACCCCUCUCUGUGUCUUUUGAUUGUGGAUAGCCUGUCCGCGUUUUACUGGAUAGACCGGGUCAAUGGAGGAGAAAGUGUGAACUUGCAGGAGUCUACUCUGAAGAAAUGUUCUCAGCUCCUAGAGAGACUCGUCAAUGAGUAUCGCCUGGUCCUCUUUGCCACGACACAAAGUAUAAUGCAGAGAGCUGUAGCGGCCACAGAGGGGCCAGCGGCUGCCUGUAAAUGGCCCUCGGACGCCGAUGCGGACUACAGACCCUAUCUGUGUAAGGCUUGGCAGCAAGUGGUGAAGCACAGGAUAUUCUUCUCCAAACACGAAGAUGCUAACCGCACCAGCCAGUUCUCCUUAGUUUCACGCCAUUUAACAAGUCACAGUUUAAGAAAACACGUUUUUAUUAUCAGAGAAAGUGGGGUGGAAUUUUGUUGAAUGGUCAUAAAAUAGUUUUUUACAAGCUCUAAUACAGGCCUUAAGAAGCAUUUUAUAAGCUAAAGUGAUUUCAUUCUAAAGGUUUUUAAGUCUGAGGGAAGUAACGUAAUAAUGUUUCGACACAGAAUGGAUUUUUUUUUAUUAUUAUUGGCAGUAUUGCACAUAAUGGAUUUCUUAAACUAGUGUUAUUAAGACUACAGGCUGUUGUGUUCCUAAUGUCAAAAGUUAAAACUUUGAACCAAGCUUGUUUUAAAACGAAUAUACAUAUUUUAGACUAAAUAAAAGGGACUUCUAUAUACAACUUGGUGUCACAUUUUUGGAAUUCAGCAAAACAUUUCUUUAGGAAAGUUCAAUUGUGUUCCCAGUCUCUUAUGCCUCCUCCCUUAGGAAGUGUGUCUGCAGAGCUGGGCAGUCCUUAGCCACCAGGGGCAGAAUUUGGUGUAUAAAUAACCAAGCUU
Molecule: messenger RNA, 1401 nt
Organism: Perognathus longimembris pacificus (Pacific pocket mouse)
Lineage: Eukaryota; Metazoa; Chordata; Mammalia; Rodentia; Heteromyidae
Gene: Xrcc2
Product: X-ray repair cross complementing 2
Exons: 3
Coding region: 101-943 (280 amino acids)
Biological process (GO): DNA strand invasion; double-strand break repair via homologous recombination
Cellular component (GO): replication fork; Rad51B-Rad51C-Rad51D-XRCC2 complex; centrosome
Molecular function (GO): ATP binding; ATP-dependent DNA damage sensor activity; four-way junction DNA binding
Source: RefSeq, a predicted model, not a curated record